AUGAUCUGGCGGCCGUCGGGGAGGAUGUGUGAGGUGGCGUACCAGCGGCGGCGGGAGAGGGAGGAGGGGACCUCGCGCCAGUCGCAGGAGGGGUCGGAGCAAGAGGCGGACGACGCGGUCGCCGUCGUUGAAGCCGCCGGCCUGGGCGAGGGUGCCGUCAGGGGAGACGGCGCCGGAGGAGCACCAGACGUCUGUGAGGACCAUGAGGGGGCGGACGGAGGGGGCGUUUUGGAGGGAGGAAGGGUUGUAUUCGACGGAGUGAGCGGUGCAGUCGAGGGGAACGACUUUGUCGCGGGGGUCGUUGCGGCAGCGGCCGUUGCCGAGGGAGAUGUUGGAGAGGCCGAAGUCGGUGCGGUCGAAGAUGACGACGUGGUCGUUGUGGAGGAGUUGCAUGUGCAUGGCCGAGAUGCCGAUGCUCGACUCCAGGAAGGACCACCGGCCAGCGGCGGCGACGGGGAGGAGGAGGAGGAGGAGAAAGGGGAGGAUGGGUGGGAAGGGCAUGUUUGGAAGGUGAUUGCUCAUGAGGUCAUGAAUCACGCAAGGAAUAUGUGUACAAAAUAUUAA
Striga asiatica is the source of this 564-nucleotide messenger RNA. The record is from the annotation of a GenBank genome assembly. NCBI's taxonomy places the organism in Eukaryota, Viridiplantae, Streptophyta, Magnoliopsida, Lamiales, Orobanchaceae.